CCCACUCCCUACCCUUCUAAUAAACCCUGCUUGAAGUCCACGAAAUCAGAUUUUGAAAAACCACCAUCUCUGAUUUUUUGGGAGCCAUUUUUUCGCACUAAAAACUGGAAACAUUUGGCGACUUUGAAAGAGAAACGUCUCUGCCAUCUUCGUCGUCCGUUGUCGAUCACCGGCAGCUACCGAUCGGAGUUUGUGAUUCACCGUGGUUGCUUUCAAAAUGGCUUCGAAUAUCCAAGGACUUGAGUCAGGUACCAGCGAUACGAGUCGUUCCCAGGCAAAUAAAACCCAACAGACUCGCCGAUCAUGGUCUACGAAGGAAGAGCUUGUGUUGUUGUCUGCUUUGAAGGAAUUAGUAGCACAAGGAUGGAAGUCGGACAAUGGGUUCCGGGCUAGGUUUCUCGGUAAACUUGAGGAUGCCUUGAAGAAGGAGUUUCCGGGCACCGAUCUGAAAGCUACACCACAUAUCAAUUCAAAGAUUGGAUCUUGGAAAAAAUUCUACAAUUCGUUGGUUUCCAUGUUAGACAAAAGUGGGAUAGGCAAUUUAAAUGGGGAUUAUAUGAUCGAUUGUAGCAACGAUCAGUGGGAGCAUAUCGUUAAUUGCGAUCCGGGGGCGCGCGGGAUGCGUAAGAAGAGCUGGCCUCUCUUUGAGGAUUGGAAAGAGAUAUUUGGCAAAGAUCGCGCGAAUGGAAAAACGGCACAGGACUUGAUGGACGCCAUCAACGACAUGACAUCUCGUGACAAUCUUGCACGGGAUGCAAUUUCUAAAGAGAACGGACAAAAUGUACAAGUCGAAAAUGAGAUUGACAUUGAUGUUGCCGAGAAUAGUGUAUGUCAAAGUGAAAAUGUUAGUGAAAGGCCACGGUCAUCGCGUAAGAAGCGCAAACAAGAUGAAUAUAUAGACAGAUUGUAUGAUGUGCUCGUUCAGCUUGGGCAAAACACGGACAAGCGGCUUGAACAUAUCGGUACUAGGACUGAAUACGAGUUUGAUCUUAGCAAGGCCCGUACCGAAGUCUAUGAAACAUUAAGCGCGAUCCCUAGACUUUCAAAGAGGGAUAAAUUCGAAGUAUGCGAGAGAUUGACUGACAAAGUGGAGAGACUCGAGCUGUUUAUGGGUUUCCCAAAAGAAGCUAGAAUGGACUAUUUGCUUUAUGUUCUCGACACUCGCGGGCACUAGAAUCUGACUGCCGGAAGAUUAUUUCAUCGUUUUUUUCUUAUUUAGGAUCUGGAAUGCAUCUAGGCAUUAUGUCAUCAUCUAGUUUUUUUAGACACUCAUGAGCUUUUAAUUAUUUGUUGAACUGUUGCAUAUUUC
This is a messenger RNA of Salvia miltiorrhiza (redroot sage), 1309 nucleotides long. RefSeq lists its product as uncharacterized. The record is from RefSeq and is a predicted model, not a curated record. The transcript is spliced from 3 exons. NCBI's taxonomy places the organism in Eukaryota, Viridiplantae, Streptophyta, Magnoliopsida, Lamiales, Lamiaceae. Bases 218 to 1174 code for a protein of 318 amino acids.